AUGAGGCAACCUACCACUACUUUCAUUUACAUUUUACUUUUAUCAAUCUUUCAACUCUCUCCUUUCAAAGCUAGUGCUUCUUCACGCCUUCGAAUCCGACGAAGUCUGAUCAAAAACUUGAAUGAAGUUGCAGAACUGCAACGAUCUGAUCGUCCUAAUGAUGCAGCAGUAGUACACCAAAUAGUCGAAGGGCACUUUGAUGCUCCUGGUACAUCACCCGGUACCAAGGAUCCCCAAGAAAUCCACCCAGCAGACUCCAUCGAGAAUGCAAUGAAAGAAGAAAGCCUUGGGAAAGGUGUCGGAGCCGAAUUUGCUGAAGUGAAGAAGAACGGGUUUAAGAAUGACCUAUUUCCAGGACCACACCCUCAAUCAAAUGGACAAAGUUUGAUCCACCUAUAUUUCAAUAUCAUGAACAACCUUCCACUGAAACAAAAUGCCGGAAUGAAGGCAAUGUGGACAUUAUUGAACCUCGCUCAUAUCGAACCAACGAGUGAAGCAAGCAAAUACGGCAAGGAUCUCGCUACCAAAUUAGUAGAAUUCCUCAAAGAGUAUAGAUCGACUGCUUCAAAUGCAGGAAAGAAACUUGAAUCGUCAUAUCCAGCUUUGAUGAACUUCUUUGAAAACUUCUACAGAGCUGAACUAUCUACACUUCCAGAAGCCCGAUUCCCUGAACUGAUCAACCCAAGUGAAUUGCCGUCAUCAAGUCGACAACUAUUUCAAGGAGUCGAUGGAUCGGGUAUCGGAAGAAAUGAAGAAUUGAUAGAUCUCUCAGAAGAAUUGAAAGAAUUUAAACAAAACAAUCCAGAGAUCGUUCAUAGAGAGGCUUGGAUUUUUUCUGACGCUGUACUUGCUUCUCCAAGAUGCGAUGAUCCCAUGAUUUGUGUUCAGUACUGGUUACCUUUUGUGAAGGAUAUGAAAACUGAAAAGGGGGUUGAAGCGCUCGGGGCUCCUUUGGCUGAAGAGCUAUUCAACAAACUUGUAGAUUUGGCCGAUAAGAAGACAAAUGGUAGAUUAAUCAACACCUCACCAGACGCAGCUUCCAUUUUUCUACGAAAGACCUUUGGUACCUACUUUGAUGAGAAUUCGAUUCUUGAAGAAAAGCGUAUCAGUUUACUUCAAGCCAUACACAAGAAUUUAAAUACCUUAAACAAACCUGAUGUCACCCUGGGCCUCAAGUAUUACGACAAAAAUCCUUUUGAUCACUUUCCGGGUCUCAAAAAUGUAGAUGAUUUUAAAGAAGCUCGUAAGUUGUGUUUUAUGAAUGAGGCCCUUGGCUUAUCUGCUGAAAUUGAUGUUUACUUGUUUGAAACUCUCAAGGUUCUGGUCUGA
This is a messenger RNA of Melampsora larici-populina 98AG31, 1329 nucleotides long. RefSeq lists its product as uncharacterized. The coding region runs from base 1 to 1329 and encodes 442 amino acids. Lineage: Eukaryota; Fungi; Basidiomycota; Pucciniomycetes; Pucciniales; Melampsoraceae. The transcript is spliced from 2 exons. The record is from RefSeq and is a predicted model, not a curated record.